This is a messenger RNA of Dendronephthya gigantea, 1324 nucleotides long. RefSeq lists its product as uncharacterized. The coding region runs from base 67 to 1206 and encodes 379 amino acids. The record is from RefSeq and is a predicted model, not a curated record. Gene Ontology annotation, biological process: signal transduction. The transcript has 5 exons. Gene Ontology annotation, molecular function: protein binding. NCBI's taxonomy places the organism in Eukaryota, Metazoa, Cnidaria, Anthozoa, Malacalcyonacea, Nephtheidae.
GGCUCAAUGUGUGAUUUUCAUGGCGGGCUUUGAUUCAAGUUCUUCUACGAAGAUUUUAUAUUAAACAUGGCUUUUGAAAGACGUUUGAAAACAGACGAAAAAGUUGGGGAGAAGAACGAGGUGUUAUUGUACGAAGGAGAUGGUUUGAUGAGUGCAGAACAGUUGACUAAAUCCAAAAAUGCCGUGUGUAUGUUGCGCUUUCAAAAAAAGUUGUCGGGUAGACAUUUAAAAAAAUGUGGUUCGGGAUUUUAUGCAAAAGCAAAAAUCUUUGGUUGUGAGUAUCGUUGCAUUGUGACAAACCACCAUGUGAUCAGCUGUGAGGCGGAUGCCGCAGUUGCUGUUGCUCUUUUUCACUUUGAACAAGAGAACCAAGGAAUAGCGGUUCGAUUGAGGCCAGACAAACUAUUUGAAACAAAUUUGGACCUGGAUUAUUCAGUAAUUGGCGUGGAUGAAGAAGAAAUUAAUCGUCUUAAUCCUAGAGUAUUUCCAAUUGAAUUCACAGAGCAACCACAGGCUGCAGCCGGGGAGGAUAUAUUCAUUUUUCAACAUCCAAGGGGUGGACCCAAGCAGUUUAGUUAUGAGAAAAUCAUUGGAAUUCAGGACCCAUAUGUUUACUAUAAAGCAGAUACCGACGAUGGCUCUUCUGGGUCACCUGUCCUGUGGAGGCUUCAACUAAUGGCUGUCCAUCGAACUGGAAAUGUGGAAGAUGGUUACAACAAAGGAAUACUAUUUAGUGCAAUUAUAAAUGAUCUCCAUGUUGGGAAGAAUUUUAAUCAUUUUUACAGUGUGAAUACUUUGAAUAAGAGAGAUCACAGUUUUGUAACAAGAAAUGCACCUAAAGAGAUGGAUGAAAACUUUUCCAAAAGGAUUUGUGUAGAAAACAACAAGAAUGAUGUUGAAGUUUCCAAAGGGCCAAGCAUAGGAGAUGAGGCGAAGUCACCUAGUGAUGAAAUGCUCGAUAAAUUAUCCCAAGAGUGUUCUGGUUUCUAUAAAAAGCUGGGAAGACGGUUGGAAGUCAAACAUGAAAAAAUUGAGGAAAUCAGCAGAGACAAUGUGAACAAUGGCAGCCUUUCUGAAAAAUGUUUUCAAGUUUUACAUGAAUGGAAGGAAUCUAAUUCAACUCAAGCCACAAGUGAAGUAUUGGAAUGUGCUUUGAGAAGUUUGGAUAAAAAUGCUCUGGCCAACAAGUACUUUGGAAGGAGAUAACAUGACUGCAAUCCUCUGAUAGAUUUUCUUUGUGGAUGUACAGAUUAGAAGGAAGGUAACUCCAUCAUUACAAUGCCCUUAGCUAGCAUUUGUACAUUAGCAUGUUUUAAACAGCAGA